Anthonomus grandis grandis is the source of this 9525-nucleotide messenger RNA. It is a transcript of the gene cic, whose product is annotated as protein capicua homolog. The transcript is spliced from 13 exons. Bases 443 to 4432 code for a protein of 1329 amino acids. NCBI's taxonomy places the organism in Eukaryota, Metazoa, Arthropoda, Insecta, Coleoptera, Curculionidae. Gene Ontology annotation, molecular function: RNA polymerase II transcription regulatory region sequence-specific DNA binding; DNA-binding transcription factor activity, RNA polymerase II-specific. Gene Ontology annotation, cellular component: nucleus. The record is from RefSeq and is a predicted model, not a curated record. Gene Ontology annotation, biological process: regulation of transcription by RNA polymerase II.
CUGAAGUUCCUUGUUUUGUGGGUGUUAAAAUAUAAUGGUGAUGGUUUUUUUAUAAAGACGUGAUUUUUUGCCUUGGAAUCCAAUAUUCAAGUAUAUAAGCAAAUAGCCCAUCAGAAGGUAAAAUCCAGGAACUUCGAAGGUCAGGGAGUUUACGAUAAAUUAUAUACCCAAGGAGGGAGAUCCUGGUUGUUUAUUUACCAUUCUACCAAUAACAAUUCAUUCAGUCAAUUGAUAACCAGCUUAGUAUUUUUGGAUAUCCUGGUACUUAUAUAGUAAAAAAUCUCCUUGAAAAUGAAAAUAGGCCAUAUAUUUGUAUUCUUAAACUCUGGAUAUUUGAUGCAAGUCUGAGAAACUUCUUAAGGAGAUGAUGCAUCAAACUAUUCCAAAACCUUACAGAACCUACUCUUAAGAAAUAGCCAAUAGCACUCAACACUAGCACAAAAUGGAUAUGGGGGUCCGAAGGUUGCCAAAAAAACGUAAAUUUGAUCCAUCUGAGCUAGAUGAGGGGAAUGAGACAAAUAAUUGUAUAGCAGUUUCUGUAGUGCAAACAUUAACAAGUGCUACCACCAUUGAUUACAUCAGUAACACAAGUCUUAACAACUCCAUUAAUAGUCAGAGGAACUCUCCUGUACCUAGACCCCUUGUAGAUUUAAGUGAAUGGGAAGACCAUAGAGUAUUAGCUAAGCAUGGAGAUUGUUAUGUUCCAUGUAAAAUCUGUCAAGCUGGAAACAAUUCUAUCACAGUUGAGCUGGAUGAAAACAAGGAAAGAAAAACUUAUGAAAAUGUGUUUGACAGUGAAUGUAAUGUGAUUAGUGAUGCCAGUCCAUCAGUAAACCAGAUUACUCUUGGAACAAGGGUGUGUGUAAGGCAUAACCAGAGUUUAUUUGUUGAAGGGGUAGUUUGCAACAUUCCAGAAGAUCAACCCAUGCGUUUUGUGGUUACUGUCAUAAGAGAAGGCUCUUAUGAUAUAACUGUUAAAAGAGCAGAUCUGCGAUUACUUCGGCCACCAUGGUGGGACGAACUCCAACAAGCCAGACAACAAAAUAACGAGUUUUCUAGGAUUUCUCCCGCGACACUUCACACCCCAGUUAGUGCAUGCACACCCUUAUCCAAUGGUCGAACUUAUGAUGAGUAUUUAGAAAGUGAGGAUGAACUACAACCAGAAGGAUUUACUGAAGAAGCAAAGCUUUCUGGAGGAAGUAAAAGGAGUAGUAUGCACAGUAGAGGCUCGUCAUCCAGUAGUGUAACUCCUAGCCAACCUGCUACUCCUCACAAAUAUAAAAAGGGUGAUGUUGUUUCAAACCCAAAUGGCAUUCGUAAGAAAUUCAAUGGUAAGCAAUGGCGUAGGCUGUGUUCCAAAGAUAACUGUCAAAAAGAAAGUCAAAGGCGAGGGUAUUGCUCACGACACCUGAGUCAAAAAGGCAAUGGUGUACGUAAUACGUCGUUUUCCAGAGCAGGUAGUAAACAUGAUGGUGAAGAGACUUCCAGGGAUUCAGAAACGUCUCCUAGUGCCCAAGAUCGCAGGAUUACUGGUAGAUUUGAUCAGGAAGAAACUGAUGCUGCCAAUAUGUUAGUGUCUCUAGGCAGUUCCCGCUCUGUCACUCCAGCACCAUUCUCUCCAGGCACUGCCAGUUCACCUGUAGCUCGUAGUUUAGGGGGCGCCCCUUCCCCCGUCACUGUGGGUCCAAGACAAAAUGUCUUUUUGCCCAUUGGAGGGGGUGCCCCAUCAUACCCACCUUACCAUCAACCAGUUAUACGACCAGAACUGGUUAGGCCACAGACCACUCAGAGCGUCAUUCGAGUUUCACCAGGUCCGCGUCCCUGGAACAGUGUUGCUUCAAUUGACACUUCACAUACAUCAGUUAUGAUGCAACAUGAUUUGCCAUUAGAAGAACCUGCGACUUUGACAAGUCAUGUGGCACCUGGAUCUUUAUACAUCAUACCACACCUUCAUGAGAAAAAUUUACUUGUGAUAAAGAAUGAAAUGGAUAACAGAUUAGCUGAGGAGCCUAGACCUUUGGUGCCAAGACAGAUUAUACAAAACGAACAUAUCCGCAACACUCAACCUGCUGUCAUUGUCCAUCCAACCCAAUUAGUGCCAGUACUACCAGCCGCUUCUCAACCGAGAGGUCCAUCUACAGGGGUUAUAGUAACUCCUGAGCAAGCUGUAGAACCUAUGCCAAUUCAACCCAUUCAACAGCAACCCUUAACUCCAAAUUCAGUUCAACCUCCACAAGUAGGCAGUCCAGCUUCCGCUUUUGCUGUUCCAUGGCACACUGUGGUCCCAGUGCUGUCGAGUGCCAAUAGUCCUGCGACUAAUACUCAAGGAUCUACUUCUCCUAACAACCAUGACAUGCAUGAGACUGAAGGGGGUGAUAAUGAUCAUCAAGUAUUACGAGAGGAUGACGAUGAUGAUGAUGUUUUUGAGCCAGAUAACGGUGAUAGUUCAGGAGGAACAGAAGUCGGUAGAAAUCAAGUAGGGGCGCCACAUAGGAGGACGCAAUCUUCUAGUGGAGCUCGAGAAUCUAGAAACACCAAAGAAAGGAUUAGAAGGCCCAUGAACGCGUUUAUGAUUUUCUCUAAAAGGCACAGAGGCUUAGUACAUCAACGACAUCCAAAUCAGGAUAAUCGUACAGUGUCCAAAAUCCUGGGUGAGUGGUGGUACGCUUUAGGUGUGCCCGAGAAGAAAAAGUAUCAUGAGCUUGCUACUGAGGUUAAAGAAGCACAUUUUAAGGCUCAUCCUGAGUGGAAAUGGUGCAAUAAAGACAGGAGAAAAUCCUCUACAGGAUCGGGACGAAGCAAGUUAAGUUCAACGGGUGAUUGCGAUGUUCCAAUGAGCCCAGGUAUGAUGGAUAGAUCUACAUCAACAGGCGGAAACAAUGAAGAUGACGACGAUGAUCACUUAGUGAUUGCAGAUCCGCCUGGACACGAGCUUGACCUUAAAUGCAAGGAAAAAGUAAACGAUUCAGAUUCUGAGUCUCAUUUUGAUGUAGAAGGACCUGCCCAAACUGGUGGCUUUACCCAAGUGACCCCUACUUCAGUACCUUAUCAUUUAGGGACAUUUCCGAGGCCAGCAAGCCAUUUUAAAGGCGUGCCUUAUUCUCCUCAACAAAUAAAAUCCGAAGAACCCUGUUCUUCGGCUCCAAAUACACCGACUACUGCGUUUUCGACUGUUGGGAAUGGGUCUCUUACCAUUCUGAACCAAGGUAAUAAGGCGACAAGUGAGAACUACCAGUCUCCCUUAACGCUGUUAAUUGGUAGUAAUGGACCAUUGUGUCUUUCUGAAACAUCGUCAGAAAGGCAGCAGUUCGUAGUUCAAGUUUCUUCGACCGCUUCUUCUGAGAUACCACUUUCAUGUCUGUAUGUGCAACCACAUACAUACGAUCAACCGCGUUUGGCUUUGCAGUUGGUACCCAAGGUGGCUGCUAGUACCGCUCCUCCACACUCCGUCAUUGUCAGCCAGCCAACCAGGGUGCUACCUCAACUUGAGGAUGUAACACCUACUACUCCUAAGAGUCACAAUCAAGGUCUUUUCUACUCAAAACCCAAGUUAGAAUCCAGUCUACCAGAGGAGGAUACCAGUUCCCGCGAAGAUACAGAUGGAGAGUUUAAACUUGCUCCUACACCAGCUCAACUUGGGCGUGCACCCCUUCAAAGGCGUCAAUCAAUGGCUGUGAACCUCUCCUCUUCCGCUACAACAUCUCAGAAUAGUGUCGAGAUAAUAAAGUCCGAGAUUCAAAGCCCAUGUAGUAAAAAGAGCAUGUUUAAAAGAAAUGUUGAGGACGGGAUGGAUAAUUUGUAUUACAGGGUUCUAGAAACCGUCAAUUUUGAAGCGAAAUUUUCAUCCCUUCCGAGAUUUCAACCAUGUGAUGGUCAGUCUCCCAGUGCCAUUUCAAUAACGAGCCCCAAUGUAUUUGGCUUUAAUACUAUAAGGCGCAGGGGUGGACCCCCUCUGACCGCCCCAGCAAGAGGCCCUGAAGACGACUUUGUCGCAGGGGCAGAAGCUCCUUUAUCUCUCCCUUCUGCAAGGCCUUUGGCGGGGAAUCGCUUCUUUGGUCCAGAUUUUUCGUUAGAAAAUGUUCGAGAGCUUACUGAGGCCGACGAUGGGACUUCACCUUCUCCGAGAACACCACGAACACCGGGAAGUAAAGAUCCCGACAAAGGACAUCGAAAGAUCUUGGAGCAGCGCAGAAAGUUGGUGAUGCAGAUGUUUGGCGAACAUUCAUACUUUCCCAGUGCCCAGGCUACUUCUAAAUUUCAGGCCGAACACAGUGAUAUUUUUCCUACUAAAGCUAGCUUACAGCUUAAGAUCCGCGAAGUACGCCAAAAGCUAAUGGCGCAAGGCAACCCAUUAACUCCUUUGACUCCUAGCGCAGGCGCACCCCAAUCGGCUGGACCGCAUGAGCCCAUCAGAGUGUCUUCCAACAGCUAGCCCGGUACCCCUUCUCAUCCGUUUUCGUCUUCCCUUGGAAUGUACUGGUUACGCAACCAACACAGGUACCGGAUAAUUUAAGAGUUUAAUCACCCUAGGAAUUUUGUACCUAGUGUGCGAAUAAAUGAACUUAAAGGAACGUAUUUUAGCCGUGAUAACGAAGCACUUACGUACGUAAAUAUGAGAUUUAUAUAUGGCACUUGCGUGAAUCAUGUUAAAGCUGAAGCUAAUGUUCUUUUUUAUAGUUUUUUAUUUUACGUAUAAACAAUGUUGCAAAAAAAAGUGUUAAAUUUAUCAGUUUAAAAUUGAAUUUCGGCCAAAAACAUUUUUUACGUAAUGUACAUGGAGGUGCAGAAGGAGCUGACAGUCCCAUUAAUCUUCGUCAGCGCGCCCAUAAUUCAGCUUUACAGUGUACUUUCAACUCCUUCUUUGCUAACAUAUUGAAUAGUAGAUAUAUUUAGAGCUAGGAGACACAAGCAAAAGGGCAAUCACUCUGUACAUAUUUAUAUAUUUUCAGCUCAAAAUAUUUAUUAACAAACAUUUUCAGCACUUAUAUUUAUUACGACAGAGGGACCCAUAAUGUGCGCUAUCGUUUAGGAAUGUUUUUUUUUAAAUAUGGUCUGCGAUUUAAAGAGAAAUUGCAAUUGUCAAGAAUAUAAAUUAAAUGAUUUGAAUAAAAGCAUAUUAGAUUAUAUCCGAUGCGUUGUUCUGAAUAAUAUAAAAUAAAUAUUAGAAAAACAUUUAAAUUUAUUCUUGGUUUAGCAAGAAGCAUGUUGUAUGACCCCUUAUUUUAAGAUACAUACCUUCAGGCCUAUAGGGUUUGCACUAGAACAAAAUACCUUAUAUAUUGUUAUUUCAUGAAACUAUAAGGUAGCCAAAAAGCAAAAAAGGCGUUAAUAAAAAAAAGCAUUAUAUUUAUGAAGAAUGUUAAUUUAAACUGAAGAUAAUGAAUCUGGUUUUCCAUAUAACUUAAAUGAGAUUUUAAAAUUUAAAAAACGAUGGAAAACCCGGCUUAAUGUCAUGAUUUGGGUAAUAGCUAUUAUUAUAAUAUAUUUUCUGGUUUUAAUAAUACUCGACUUUUUACUUAUUAUUUCCAAUCAAAAAUGCAUUAUUGUUUGUUUUCCAUAUUACUAAUUUUGUUUGCGCGUUGGAUUUGUGUAUAGCAUUAAUCUUUUUAAAUAGAGUAUUAGUUUCAUAUGUACAAUUUCUCUCUACUUAUCUCUAGUUUCGUUUAUUAUUUUCGAUAUAUUUAUAGAUUAUCAACUAAAUACAGCAAUAUAUUUUGAUACGUCACUAUAUAUAAAGCAUUUUUUUAAAGCAGAACUGGCACGUUAGUUAGUCAAAGAUUUAUUGUACAUUCCUUUUAUAGCCUUUAGAAAUUAUAAUCACGUUAGCUAAUUCGAAGUUCAACAUAUUAUAUAUUUGGAUAGUGACUUGAUGUACUGUAUUUAUUUUUUAGUCGUUAAUAUCUAAUUUUACUAGAUUUAAUAUGCUUUAAUAAAUUUUCUAUUCACAACGCUAGUUCUCUGCUUUUUGGUUGCAUUUUUGUUUCAAGAUGACAAUCUGGGGUAUACGUUAGUUUAUAUCUGUGAGUAAAAAUAAGUAGCUUAAAAGAACAACCGUAUAUUAUUUAUGCGUUUAUAUUAUGGAAUAUUAUUUUACCAUGAAACUAACUGUUUGAUAGCGUCUUGUCCUUUUUAAAUAUUAAGUAAGCCAAUUUAAAAGUCCUGUUCUCUAAUUUAUAAAUUUAGUGUAUUCUAUGGUGUUUCAAAUUAGUAAAACAAGUAACUUAUCAAUUUAUUAUCCCAUUAUGACUUUCAGUGCACUGCAAUAUUCACGGUAAUAAAAAAUUCUAUUAUGGUUAUCGUGAUAAUUUUUAACCGUCUUUUUACAAUAAUAUUUUAACUUACAACCUGUCGAUUUAUUAGAUCCUGGCUGUAGUAAUAAAGUUUUUAAUAAAGUUUAAUAAACUGUAAGAGAUAAAUUCUUUAUUAAGUAGAGGGAGUACAGGGCCAGCUAAAAAAAAUAAAAAAACUAAAAUAUUGCCAGUGCAGGUAAGGUUUGGUAGUAGGCUGGAGGAAGAGUUUAAAAAUAAAGACUUAUUAGAGUAUGAGGUGCUUAUUUUCCAAGUAAUCUUAACCAUGGAACACCUAAUAGCUGAACUACAGAAUGAUACUAAUUAAAAUCUAGAGUACAUUAAUUUUAAUAUUUUUUAAACACCAAAAACUAUAUAAUAAUAGAAUCAUUAUUUUUAAAUACAAUAUUAAUUAUCCUGCCUGGCAUCCUAGUUUUUUUUUGUUAUUAGCGAAAUGGAUUAUUUAAAAGUUAAAUAAAGUGAAAAUUAAAUAAAAAGAUUAAAUUUUAAUCGCAAUUAACCAAACAUAAUUUUAGUAUCUAUAGUACUUACAUAUCUUUUAAACUAUUCAUAAAUUUUAUGUAUUUUGUGAUCAGUUGGCCAAAAUUCUUAAAUCAUAUAUAACUCUUAAGAAUUUUUUAAAGAAGUCUGUUUAAAAAAUAGUUUUCUUGAUAAUAUCCAGUGUGGAUACAUAUUUUUUUCAUGCAGAACGUUUACUUACAAUAUUUUAUUUUAAUAAUAAUUAAUAAAGUUAAUUAUCAUUUUUGCGUCCUCUGCAGGCCAAAGUAAACGGAAAAUAACUUUAAAUAAAGCUGUGACCUGAACCCAUUUGAAAGCUUAUUUUGCAUUUUUUGUGUAUUCAGGUUGUAAUUUAUGGGAGGUUAAAAACAUCAGAAAAGGUAGCAUAAAAUACAAUUGUUAUUAUUUUUAGGGUACCAGUGUUUUUAAACUAAAAAUAGUUAAUCCACAUAUGAUAACCAUUAAUAAGUACGACGGUUGUUGUAGUUUCUUAUAACGACUCCAUGGCCAGAUUAUUUCAAUUGUGCAUUUAUCUAAAACACUAUUUCAAAAAAUAUAUCUUAUAAUAUUUAAAUGCUUAAAAUAUGGAAUUACAAAAAAAGUAGUAACAACUUUUAUAAGAUUGUUUUUUAAUUUCUGAUACAAUCAUUCAUUUUACAUCCAUAGUGUCAAAUAUAUGUUAAAUCGAUCAAGGACACACUCCGUACAGAAAUGUUUAAUUAUAAAAUUAAAACGAUAGCCUAAUUAGAUUAUUCCAAAAUAAAUUUUAUGGGAAAAAUUGAAUUCAUAACAGAGUUAAUUCAUUUGUUACUUCGUGAAUACUAUUUAUAUCAUCCAAUUUGUGAUUUGCUUUUUUAGAUGUAUGUUAAAUUGUUAAAUGAAUUUCAUCAAUUAAAUUUUAUUAUUAAAUUUAGUGGUGCUCUUUAUUGUUUUUUUUUUAUUCAAAAAAUCGUAGGGAUUCGUUAAUCCAUACAAUAUAUAUUAUUUUCAUUUAUAAUGCACGGUGCAAUAAAAAAUAGACUCGAUAGUUUAUAUGUAGUGUAAAUUUGUAAUAUGUUGACCAUUUGUGAUUAUACUUAAGAAUGUUUAAAAUACCUUACUCGCAAUAAUUUGUAUGUAUUCGUCGUUGCAAGUUUGUAUCAUAGUUAUUUUAUAUAUAAAGUGAUAUGUGCAACCGUAUCAUAUUAAGGGCUGUCAAGUAACUGUUUGCCGAAUUAAUAUUAGAAAAGAAAUUACAUCGUUUCAUAGAAAAGACCUCAAACAAAUAUUAGGCUAGAAUCUCAUAAAUCAUAUUCGAAAUAAAUUUUUUAGCAUUCAAAAUUAAAUGAUAUAUUCAUAAAAUUUGAAAAAGUUUGGGAUUUAUAAAUAAAAACAUCAAAAUUUAAUUUAGUAACCAUUUUUUUUGCCAGGCCAAGAAUGUAUUCGGUUGUCGUAUACAAAGUAUACUUAUGUGAUACUCUCAAAAAAUGUAUAAAAGCGGAGCUGCAGAGAUUUUUUGCCUUUUAAUAAAAAAUAUAAAUACUAGAAGAAAACUUAAUAUUUCAUGGUAAUUAUGAGUCAUAUGAAAAGCAGGAGAAAAUUCUUUAAAAUGGCACUAAACCAUUGACUGCUGUCCCAGUGCUUUUAGGGUUUGGACAGUUUUUGUAUUAUAUAUAUAUAUUGAUAUUUUUCCAGCCUUAAACCUUAAUUUGCAGUAUCAAUGGACAACCCUUUUAGAGGGCAGUGACAACUAAGGUGCUCCAAAUUUUAUUGCUUCGUUAUCCUUGUAACAAUAAACGAUACAAGCUUGAGUAAAUAUACUUUUAAUAUUUUUAUUUACACGCAGCGAUUGAAUUUUAUUUAGCGGUCUGCUUACGAUAAGUGAUUCAGUCUAUCCAUAAAUUGUCUUAUUUGUAUUGUUAGUUUUCAUAAUUUGUAUGGGAUCUUUUCUACAUAGUUGAAUUUGUGAAAAUAUGUGCAAUAUAUACAGAUACUUACAUAUUUUUUUGAGAAAGGUGAUUAUAUUUAAUUAAUUAACUUAGGGAGUAUUUUAUGGCCCAUUGUUCGAUUAUAGUUUUAGGGUAUAACAAAUAGUAGAAUAUCAACCUGUCAUAUUGUGCCAAAUUAUUUUUCACUUAUGUCACUUCUGUGUUUUAUUAAAAAUAUAUAACAUGGGUACCCAAUUCAAGUUAUCGACAUAAUUAGUUACGAAAAAUAUUUAAUAAAAACAAGUAUAAAUAGACGUAUUGUUACUACGUAUACGAGUCACAAGUAAAGGUCUAUGAGCAAAACUAUGCAUUAUAUAAUACAUUUUUUAAUGAACAAAGUUUGGUACAAGUUGAGGACCUUCACUGAUAUUGUUAAUAUAAUGAGAGGCACCCGCUUUUAUUGUCAAUUUUUACUUAAUAAUUAAGUUGAUAUUAGUUAUUAAGUUAGAGCCGUUUAAUUUAAUAUUUCGCCUGUCUAUUUUGAAAGGAUUUUUUAAGAAUCCUGUUAUUUCAAAAGUAUGUUGACAAUUUUUUUUUGUGAAUGGUUGUGUUUUUAUACAUACUAUCUUAAGUUAUGUGUAUUAAGUUAAAUAAAAGCUGUAGUAGCAUUUCAUGAUCUCUUUGACAUAAUGAAAAAUUAUGCACACCUUACGUUGAGUAUAUAGCGUGUAUAUACGACACUUUUAGUAGUAUUUGUACAUCAUAUAAUUAUGAUCACAAAUCCAUUAAAAAUAAAAAUUGUAUGAAAUUUA